CGCCCGGCCUUCGCCACAGCCCGGGCGGACGCCGCUCCGCGCCCGGCCCCUCGGCCGGCCCCGCGAUGAAGGCGUCCCAGGCCGCGGAUGAGGAGGCGCCACCGGGCGCGCGGUCGGUCAAGGUGGUCCUGGUGGGCGACGGCGGCUGCGGGAAGACGUCGCUGCUGAUGGUCUUCGCCGAUGGGGACUUCCCCGAGAGCUACACCCCCACGGUGUUUGAGCGGCUCACUGUUAAUCUGCAAAUGAAGGGCAAGCCUGUGCACCUCCAAAUCUGGGACACAGCAGGACAAGUUGAUUAUGAUCGCCUGCGACCCCUGUUCUACCCUGACGCCAGCGUCCUGCUCCUCUGCUUCGAUGUCACCAACCCACACAGCUUUGACAACAUCUUUAACCGGUGGUACCCAGAGGUGAAUCACUUCUGCAAGGAGGUGCCCAUCAUUGUUGUGGGCUGCAAGACUGACCUGCGCAAGGACAGGUCCCUGGUGAAGAAGCUACGGAAAAAUAGGUUGGAGCCCGUGACCUACCACAGGGGCCAGGAGAUGGCCAGGUCCGUGGGUGCAGUGGCCUACCUCGAGUGCUCGGCACGGCUCCAAGAAAACGUCCACGCCGUCUUCCAGGAGGCGGCCGAGGUGGCCCUCAGCAGCCGCAGUCGCAACUUCUGGCGGCGGAUUACCCGGAGCUUCUGCGUGGUGACCUGAGGGCGUGGGGCACUCCCAGCCCAGACAGCCCCAGCAGCUCCGCAUGGAGCUGGGCAGUGACCUAUUGCCCACUUGGACCCAGUUCCCAGAAUGUGACCGAAUUGCCCCUCGAACAGGUGGUCACCACAGAGGUUGGUCCCCGGACCCUGGGGCUGAGGUCCCUGGACUGAAGAGAAACCCCCCUGAGGCCUGAGGAAGGGGGUCCCGGGGUCCAUCAGCCCUGUGGAGGGCUAGUCCUGGAGUCCCCUGUAUCACUUAACACCCCAAGCUCGUGGCCGCGCAACCUGGCGCCACCUCGCGGCUGUUCUUGGAGCUGCAUCUUCAGGAUGCACCUGGCGGUCCUAGGACCCACCCGCUCCCACUCACCGCGGCCAGAACUCACACAUGGCCCCUUCUCCCUCCACCCCGCCCUUCCCAGUAUUAACUGUAACAACUAAAAUGGCAUCGCCAAUUAAUUGUGGCACGUCUCUUUUUU
This is a messenger RNA of Pteronotus mesoamericanus, 1173 nucleotides long. It is a transcript of the gene RHOD, whose product is annotated as ras homolog family member D. Gene Ontology annotation, molecular function: GTP binding; GTPase activity; protein kinase binding. Gene Ontology annotation, biological process: small GTPase-mediated signal transduction. The coding region runs from base 66 to 698 and encodes 210 amino acids. The record is from RefSeq and is a predicted model, not a curated record. Gene Ontology annotation, cellular component: cytosol. NCBI's taxonomy places the organism in Eukaryota, Metazoa, Chordata, Mammalia, Chiroptera, Mormoopidae. The transcript is spliced from 5 exons.